This is a messenger RNA of Sparassis crispa, 2907 nucleotides long. Its product is annotated as HCP-like protein. NCBI's taxonomy places the organism in Eukaryota, Fungi, Basidiomycota, Agaricomycetes, Polyporales, Sparassidaceae. The record is from RefSeq and is a predicted model, not a curated record. The transcript has 11 exons. Bases 1 to 2907 code for a protein of 968 amino acids. Gene Ontology annotation, biological process: ERAD pathway. Gene Ontology annotation, cellular component: endoplasmic reticulum membrane. Gene Ontology annotation, molecular function: protein binding.
AUGACUUGCAAGAAGUUUCGCGCGAGGAAAGCAAGCUUUAUUGCCUUCGGAAUCAUUGCAUUCUCCGCAUUCGCACAGUCUUCUGAAUUCCAAGAAGAUGCAGGGACGCGGACUCUUUCUCGAGCAGAAAAUGACAUUGAGAUUGUAGAUCCAGCUGCUGAGGCUUCUAGGGCGUACAGACAGGCCCUAUCCACGCUAGCCGCUCUCACUGCACUUCCGGCCCCUCAGUACGAGGACGCGUCGCUCCAUCAAUCUAGUCAUAAAAGCGCGUCUCUUCUUUCUGCGUUCUUGCCCAGUAUGCAAGGUCAUGGCCCCAUCGCGAGCGCCAUGAGGAUAACUGCCAAGCUGUUCCAGCAUUCAUGGCUCCCGUAUUCUGUCACAUCCUAUCUAGGGAGGGAGACAGCAACAGUCAAGAAGAAGAAUGAUGAGAUGCAGGGCAAGGCGGUCAAGGUGAUUGACUUGUUGCAACAUGCGGCUGAGCUGGGCAACACAGACGCGCUCUACACGCUUGGAAAGAUAUCUCUCUUUCCUCCCAAUGGCUACUUUCUUUCGGAUCCGGCGUUGGGAUUUAGCGCGUUUGUUACACACGCGUCACUUACGGGCAACGCCACCUCGCAAGCAUAUAUUGGAUUCUUCUAUGCAACGGGAUACCACGGCAUCGUCCCCGUUGACCAGGCAAAAGUACAGCUCUACCUCACCUUCGCCGGCCAUGGGGGUGACAAGGGUGCACAAAUGGCUAUGGGAUAUCGUUAUUGGUCGGGUAUAGGUGUCACAGAGGACUGCUUAAAUGCUCUAGAUUGGUACGAAGAAGCUGCUGAUCAAGCCAUGGCGAAGUUCCGAGCAGGGCCUCCUGGCGGUAAGACACUGCCGUUGAUGGCACCGCGACUUUCAGACCUCGAUGGCGGCAUCUACGGACCGGGCGCAAGUGUCGCAUCUACUGGUCUGAAUGCGGCUCGACCUGUCAUUAAGACAGCGAAUGCGCGUGCUGCAGGAGAGACAUGGGACGAUUUGCUCGAGUAUUAUCUUUUCAAUGCCGACCGGGGCGAGACAGAUUUUGCAUACAGACUGGGCAAGAUAUUCUAUCAGGGCAGCAUUUACGCCGCUCCAGGUGGAGUAGCGUCAGGCGGCGACGGGGCAAGCCGUGUUCCGCGUGACCUUCAGCGCGCACGAUACUAUUUCCACCUCAUUGCACGCCAGGUGUGGCCGCGGGACCCGUCGCCUCACCAGUCUCAGUCGCAGGCGAAAGACGACAACCCUGCGCAGGCGGGUUAUGCAGCUUUAGCUGCGGGAUAUCUCGGCCGCAUGUAUCUGCGUGGUGAGGGUGUGAAGGCUGAUCCGAUGAUGGCGAAGCUAUGGUUCGAACGGGGAGCGGAAUACGGCGAGAAGGAGUGUCACCAUGGCUUGGGCAUCAUCUGGCGGGACGGAUUGGUGGAUGGACGCACGGAUAGCAAGAAGGCGAUCGCACACUUCAUAGCUGCUGCAACUCAAGAAUUAGCUGAGGCCCAGGUCCAACUCGGAAAGCAUCACUACGAGCGCGGCGAUCUUAAGCUCGCGACAACCUACUUCGAGACGGCUGUCCGGCAGGGCUCUCCGUUUGAAGCAUAUUACUAUCUGGCUGAGUUGCAAAGCUCCCAGGCAAGAAGCUCUGCAACACCCGCCAAUAUUGCUGGCAGUUCGUGUGCAAUCGCCGUAUCGUUCUACAAGCUUGUGGCGGAACGGGGCUCGUGGGAGGACGACCUCCUCAACGAGGCCGAGCUUGCAUGGAACACUGCUACUGAGAGAGGCGGUGAGAUGGCUAUGCUUAGGUGGUGGAUAGCUGCGGAGCGGGGAUUUGAGAGCGCACAGAACAACCUCGCGUUUGUCUUGGAUCAAGACAAGAGUAUCUUGCGGUUCACCAGAUUCGCUCCCAACUCCCCUUCGAACGACACUGCCAGACUGGCACUGACCCAGUGGAUGCGCUCGGCUGCACAACGUAAUGUAGAUGCCUUGGUGAAAGUCGGCGACUAUUAUUACCAUGGAUUGGGCGUUCCCGAUGAGCAGGAGGACAUCCGGUGGGAGAAGGCAGCAGGUUACUACCAGUCUGCAGCAGAUACCCAGAUGAGUGCUCUUGCCAUGUGGAAUCUAGGCUGGAUGUAUGAGAACGGUGUUGGCGUCCCUCAGGACUUCCACUUGGCCAAGCGUCACUAUGACCUUGCAUUGGACACCAACAGCGAGGCAUACAUGCCUGUCGUGCUUUCGUUAAUCAAGUUGCAUGCCCGCAGUCUGUGGCACACCUUGAUGGGCGGUGCCAAUGGAUUAAGUCUUUGGGGUGAUGGAGACGAGAGCGGCUCUUAUUAUGCGCAGCCUGAGAGUAGGGAAAUUGAGAGCGGCAAGAAGUCUGAAUUGUCUUCGGGAGAAAGGGCAGAAGACAGAGAAGAAUACGAGGAUGGCCCAUGGUAUUACGGGAAAGCGCGAGAUGACUACCGGCGCAGACGAGGCCAGGAAGCGGGUCGUCUAAAUUCAGAAGCAGAUGAUCCUGUCCAGUGGGCAAGAGACAGAAGGAUAGCUGACAGCGACCGGGAGGGCGAUUUCGGUCCUGAAGAUUAUUUCGACGCUGCCACGCGAGGGCGGAAUCGUGAGGACGAAGCCGUUGAUGAAUUCACCGAGACGAUGCUUCUGGUUGUCCUGUGUCUUAUCGUCUCUAUCCUGCUCUACAUCCGUGGACGGUGGAUGGAUCGCACGCGCCGUGAGCAGCAGCAGCCGCAACAACCACAACAGCAGCCGCAUCAACAACCACAGCAGCUGCAACAACAACCACAGCAGCAGCAGCAACAACCACAGCAGCAGCUGCAACAACAACAGCAGCAGCCGGGUGGUGGACCAGCCCCGCAGCCCCCGCCUCCAGCGAAUGACUGGGCAAUGUGGUGA